AUGAGACAGUUGACAUCUCACUGCAGCCUUCAACAUUAAGUUUAGGAGAGCUGGCCACUGAGUGUUUCCUGAGUCUAACCUCAUCAAUGAAUACUAGUGUUUCAUCAUUGAAGGAAGAUCUGAGGACUCUUGGGGCUAUUGACGUUAUUGCUAACAGAGCAAUAGCAUUAACUAGACAGUGCACUGGGUACCUGACCAGUGACCAAGAAGAGGAGGGAAAAGAAGGAGAAGAGAGAGAAGUUGAUGUUCAUUUUAUGAAGUUGUUCAGGCAACUUAAACUAUUGGAAAAUAUUUUGUGUAUGAGUAAAGGAAACCAGAGUUACCUGACUAUGUUUGAUGGCUCAAUAUUUAUAUCAGAAAUAUCCAAAUUUUUAGUGUUAUUAGGUGAUUAUCUUAUCUCAAAGGAUCUCAGCACAAGACAUACGUUUAUAGUGACUGAGACUCUAUUGGGGACUCUGAGAGUGUUUUUAAAUAUUACUCACGAUAAUGCUCUUGCUUCAUACCGAGUCGGAGAGCAAGAGAAAAUAAUUGACUCGAUAUGCAACUUUACAUUCAAAUUGGCUCAGAGUGUACCAGUUAUUCAACAAUUUGAUAUCUUAGUCCUCUGCUUGUCUCUAUUGAUUAACCUACUGGAGGAGAGCUCCACUAAUGUCCAGCACAUGUGCUCCGUCUUCAUUGAUGUUGCUUCUACUAGCAGUAACCCUUACGGGGAUAUGCUGGCUACUCAAGCUCUAGUGAAGUUGUUUUUGACUCAUUAUGAGAGAGGAGAGUCUGCUAGUGUUGAAGUCCCUACACCUACAAAACAAGUCAUAUCACAUGAAUCUCCUGCCAAGUCGCCCAAAGUUAGAAAAGACUUGACUUCGACUUUUACAUCAAGGAUGAAGUCAGGCAUCCAACCUGUACCCAAGAAAAUGAAGGAAAGAAAGGAAGAGAAGAUGGAAGAGGAUAAAGCUGAAGACAAAGAACAGGAUGAGGAAGAAGAGGAGGAGGAGGAAGAGGAAGAGGAGGAGGAAGGGAACAUCAGCUUUGAUCCACUGAUAUUCAAACGAGAAGAUUUUGAUUCUGCUUUAUCACAGGCAGGGAAGCACAUGGAGGACUCCAUUAUAUCAUCAUAUUCAGCUGUACUGGUAGCACUAUUGAUACAGAAUGACUCAGAAUUCGCUCUCAAUGUAAAGAACAAGUUGCCUGGUGGUAACUUUUCGUCACUUAUUAAAGUUCUUAAAGAAUUCUUAUUAUUUAUGAACAUGGCUAGCUCUGGUUCCACAAGGUCUGGUUUAGACUCAGUCCAGAGAAUACUGAAGUUUCUAUCUGCAAUGGAUUGAUAGACUAAUAUUCACAAGCUCUGCCCUUUUAUGAUUUACAGAUUAACUUCACAUAGUGUGCUUUUAUCAUAAUAUCAAAGUUCUCCUUUAAAAAACAUUAAAAA
Messenger RNA from Amphimedon queenslandica, 1426 nucleotides. Its product is annotated as wings apart-like protein homolog. NCBI's taxonomy places the organism in Eukaryota, Metazoa, Porifera, Demospongiae, Haplosclerida, Niphatidae. Bases 87 to 1322 code for a protein of 411 amino acids. The transcript is spliced from 15 exons. The record is from RefSeq and is a predicted model, not a curated record.